UUCCUUCUCUUUUCCUUCUCCACCCUUUCCCUCUCCCACCCCUUUUCCCCUCUUGACAACUACCUCCUCGAUUGUGGUUCCACUGCCCCACUCACCACCGCUGCCACUUCUUCCCUCUCCGCCGACCACCGCCUCUUCUCCGGCGACCUCGCCCGAACACCCAACUCUCCCUUCCACUCCCCUUCACUCCGUGCGUCCGUUUCACUCCGAAACGACAACCCCUUCCCUGGCCUUUCCCCAAUCUACCACACCGCUAGGGUUUUCACUAGUCCAGCUAGCUACACUUUCUCCCUCAAAGACAAAGGACCUCACAUCGUUCGUUUCCACUUCCACGCCUUCAAAUCACCCCAACUCGAUCUGGGUCGAGCUCAAUUUCGAGUCUUGGUCGAUGACUACGUCGUAUUGACCAACUUCACCCGUUUGAAUUGUACAGGGCAAAACCCUAAGGUUUUGGAAUUUCUUGUCCCCGUCGAAGAUGAGAAGAUCGUGAUAGUUUUUGUGCCUAAUAGAGACUCUAAAUUGGCGUUUGUGAACGCAAUUGAGGUGAUUUCUGCACCCAACGACCUUGUCCCUGAAACAGCACAGUUUAUCGGUAGUUCAGGGAAUUUGGUGAAUUUUGACGGGUUGAACAAACAAGCCCUUGAAGUUGUGCAUAGGGUCAAUGUUGGGGGUCCCAAAGUUACACCUUUUAAUGAUUCAUUGUGGAGAACUUGGGUUCCUGAUGAUGGGUUAUUGAGAUCAAGCUUUGGGUCUGAAAGGCUUGUUUUUGGCGGGAGGAUCAAGUAUCAUGAUGGAGGUGCUAGCCGUGAGGUUGCACCUGAUAAUGUGUACAAUAGUGCUAGGUUGAUCAGAAGUGAGAAUGAUUCUGUUACCAAUGUGAACAUUACUUGGGCGUUUCCAAUUCUUGGAGGGUAUAAGUACUUGAUUCGGUUGCAUUUCUGUGAUAUUGCUAGCAUUUCACUUAAUAUGCUCUAUUUCAAUGUUUUUGUCAAUGGUUAUUUGGCUUAUGAAGAUUUGGAUCUGUCUUACAUUACAAGAUCAUUGGCUUCACCGUUUUAUGCUGAUUUUGUGGUUGAUUAUGGAGAUGGCAAUGUAGGUGGGGAUUUGAGUGUUGGUAUAGGUCCCUCAAAGAAUAGCAUUACCCAUGCUGUUGAUGGUAUCUUGAAUGGUGUUGAGGUUAUGAAGAUUAAUAACUCUCAUAGUAGUUUUGAUGGAGAGGAUUGUUCUACUAUUGUUCUGAAAAGCUGGUCAAAGGGAAAUUAUUCAGGUUUGUUGCUUACUUUGGCAGCUGCUGUGUGCAUUGUUUUGAGCCUAUCAAUGGUGAUAAGAAGGAAGAUGAUUGAGUCAAGGGAAUCUUUAUCAUGGUCAAGGUUGCCUGUGAAUUCAUCAGAUGGUGAUGAUCAUGUCAAGGUUGGCAAUAUUUAAAGAAAAGUUUGUGAUAUUUAUGUAGAUAUCAAGUAAAUAAGUUGUGUGUAAAUUUAUGUGGAUACCAUAAGAGAAGAAAUAUUGAAUUUUAGAGUUUGAAAGUGACCAACAUAAACUUGCGGAUGAAUAAUUCUGUGGAAGAGAAUCCUAUUAAGGAGUGUUUGUUUUGUUGUAUUAAAGUCUCUACUUGUUUAUAUCACCAUACCUUCUGACUAUUUAUUUAAUAUCAUUAUUAAUUUUGUUCUGUA
This is a messenger RNA of Arachis ipaensis, 1673 nucleotides long. RefSeq names its product putative receptor-like protein kinase At5g24010. Gene Ontology annotation, biological process: protein phosphorylation. The record is from RefSeq and is a predicted model, not a curated record. Lineage: Eukaryota; Viridiplantae; Streptophyta; Magnoliopsida; Fabales; Fabaceae. Gene Ontology annotation, molecular function: transmembrane receptor protein tyrosine kinase activity.